Messenger RNA from Oreochromis aureus, 747 nucleotides. RefSeq names its product RING finger protein 145-like. The record is from RefSeq and is a predicted model, not a curated record. NCBI's taxonomy places the organism in Eukaryota, Metazoa, Chordata, Actinopteri, Cichliformes, Cichlidae. Gene Ontology annotation, molecular function: ubiquitin protein ligase activity. The transcript is spliced from 5 exons. Gene Ontology annotation, cellular component: endoplasmic reticulum; endomembrane system. Bases 118 to 747 code for a protein of 209 amino acids.
AAGCUAUCACCUUGCUAAUCCUUGCUGUCCAAACUGGCCUCAUUGAGCUGCAGGAGUUUGUGGAAGCACUUCCGUGCAGUUUCUCUCUGUCUCUUCCUGCUGAUCUUUCCAGCGUACAUGGCUUAUAUGAUCUGCCAGUUCUUCCACAUGGACUUCUGGCUUCUCAUCAUCAUCUCCUCCUCAAUCCUCACCUCUCUCCAGGUUGCGGUGUGCGUGGUGUGCUAUGGUGUAUCAGAGACUGUAUUUGGCGAGUGGAGUGUGAUGGGAAGCACCAUCAUCUUGGUCCACUCGUACUAUAACGUCUGGCUCAGAGCCCAGCUGGGCUGGCAGAGCUUCCUGCUCAGGAGAGAUGCUGUAAACAAGAUAAAAAGCCUCCCUACAGCUAGCAAUACACAGCUGGAGCAGUAUAAUGACAUCUGUGCUAUCUGCUUCCAGGACAUGACCAGUGCUGUGUUCACUCCGUGCAGUCAUUUCUUCCACGCUGGCUGUCUGAUGCCCUCUCUGUCGUUCACAACCAAGAGCCAAUCACCAACUAACGGUGGAGCUACCCAAGGUACACCUGCAGCCAAUCAGAACCCUGCAGGACAGGAAGAAGGCACUCUACUGGAUGACAGGAAAGAGGGAGCGUCAGUAGAGCAGGAGGGAGAUAAUGAAACUGCCACAUCAGCUGGGGAAACCUCCGCUUCCACCUCCCCACUGUGGAACCUCCUCCACACCCCUCCACCUCCUCCUCCAUUCAACCCCUGA